This is a messenger RNA of Olea europaea var. sylvestris, 751 nucleotides long. RefSeq names its product protein TPR2-like. The record is from RefSeq and is a predicted model, not a curated record. The transcript has 4 exons. Gene Ontology annotation, biological process: regulation of DNA-templated transcription. The coding region runs from base 218 to 736 and encodes 172 amino acids. NCBI's taxonomy places the organism in Eukaryota, Viridiplantae, Streptophyta, Magnoliopsida, Lamiales, Oleaceae.
ACUGUCAUUCUUUUAUCUCAUAUUCUUUUUCAGACUAUUCUCUUGUGGAACAAGCAAAGAAGGUGAAUCCCACCUUGUUGAGUGGAAUGAGAGUGAAGGAGCCAUCAAGAGGACAUAUUUUGGUUUUCGGAAACGUUCUUUAGGUGUUGUGCAAUUUGACACAACAAGAAACCAUUUCUUAGCUGCUGGUGAUGAAUUUCAGAUAAAGUUCUGGGACAUGGACAAUACAAACAUGCUUACUUUCACUGACGCUGAUGGUGGAUUGCCUGCAAGCCCCAGAUUAAGAUUUAACAAGGAAGGGUCAAUGCUAGCCAUUACAACUAGUGACAAUGGAAUUAAGAUCUUAGCAAAUAAUGAUGGGCAGCGCAUGCUGAGAAUGCUAGAGAGCAGAGCAUUUGAUGGUGCUCGAGGUUUUUCAGAAUCGGUCAAUGUCAAACCUUUGAUUACUGGUGGAUUAGGUCCAAUCAGUAAUGCUUCUGCCUCUGUUGCUCCAAUCCUGGAACGUACUGACAGAAUUCAACAACCAAUGUCCCUUGGCAAUCUGGUUACCAUGGAAAGCAGCAGGGUUGCUGAUGUAAAACCAAGGAUUUCUGAUAGCGUUGACAAAAUCAAAAGCUGGAAGUUUCCUGAUAUAGCUGAUUCAUCUCAACUCAAGACUCUGAAGUUACCUGAUCCUCUAACAGCUAGCAAAGUACGUUUUGUAAUUGUUGAAAAACAGGUUCUUUUUUGGUAUUAAACGAGAGAAUUAUAU